AGAUAGUUUCCGAUUCUAUUUGCGCGAUCGCCAAACUGUUACAUGUAGAGACGGACCCCAGUUCGCGGCAAGAUGGCUGACCCGAAUCCAAAUAAUCCGAUCGUUUUCUUCGAUAUUCAAAUAGGUGGUACUGAUGCAGGAAGGAUCACUUUUGAACUGUUUGCCGAUACAGUUCCUAGAACUGCUGAAAAUUUCAGGCAAUUCUGCACUGGUGAGUACAGGAGAGAUGGUGUUCCUAUCGGGUACAAGAAUACCACUUUCCACAGAGUCAUUAAAGACUUCAUGAUUCAAGGUGGAGAUUUUGUGAAGGGAGAUGGUACUGGCUUGAUGAGCAUCUAUGGAGGGGCAUUUGCUGACGAGAACUUCAGACUAAAGCACGGGUCAGCUGGAAUACUUAGCAUGGCUAACAGUGGUAAAGAUACAAAUGGAUGUCAGUUUUUCAUCACAUGUUCAAAGUGUGACUUUCUGGAUGGGAAGCAUGUUGUGUUUGGGAAGAUCGCUGAUGGACACUUGGUGAUGAGGAAGAUAGAGAACGUGCCGACAGGACCAAACAAUAAGCCCAAACUGCCAAUUACUGUGUCACAGUGUGGAGAAAUGUGAUAUAUCAUGGAUUGUGGACAAGAAUUUGCUCCGUAUCAUUCAACCACGUCAUUGGACAGAAUGCAAUGGUCAACUCACAAAUGUUUUACAUGGAGUAGCUUGUAUGGAGAUUCUUCCAUUGCACAAUUGGCCUGCAUCUAAGGUGCUGCAAUUCACUAUGCAGAGUUGCCUCCCUUUGGUGUGCCAGGAACUUAUGAUUAAGGUUUCGAAUCAAAUUCUGUUUCUUGGUUUGUCAGCACCGUACCCGAGAUAAACGUUUCAAACCUGCAUCACUUCAGGAUUACUUCCAAUUGAAAGCUGGCAUGCCUUAAUAUUACGGAGUUCAUAGUGUGUUAACUCAAUCACUCCCUCUAUUGCUGUCUCUGUGGAAGUGACUUUUACAAUAAUUUGUUAUCACACCAUUGCUGUGUAUUUGGAUUCUUUUUGAUGACUUGUAAAAAUAUGAGUUGAACUGAUAAUGGUUGAAACACUCAAAUAAAAUUUAAGGAGCUGUUAUAAUCUUAAUGAACAUCCUGGAGAGGUAAAUAUACUCAUUCCUUUAUGACUGCCAUAAGGUUACCAUGGUUACACAUGCCAUAUGUAUAUUUGUCAUUUCUCAUGUCAUCCCUUGGGGUCAAUACAUUUUUUU
This is a messenger RNA of Haliotis rufescens (red abalone), 1228 nucleotides long. RefSeq names its product peptidyl-prolyl cis-trans isomerase H-like. NCBI's taxonomy places the organism in Eukaryota, Metazoa, Mollusca, Gastropoda, Lepetellida, Haliotidae. The transcript has 7 exons. Gene Ontology annotation, cellular component: intracellular membrane-bounded organelle. The coding region runs from base 73 to 600 and encodes 175 amino acids. The record is from RefSeq and is a predicted model, not a curated record. Gene Ontology annotation, biological process: protein peptidyl-prolyl isomerization; protein folding. Gene Ontology annotation, molecular function: peptidyl-prolyl cis-trans isomerase activity.